GAACUGUAAAAGCCAAACAGCCUGCGUUAGCUUCACUGUAAUGACGUUAGCCUCUUGGAUGUUUUUUUCCGCCGUUAAUGAGUUUGGAUACCGGGGACCGACAUCCAUGAACCUCUCCGGCCAUCUGCAGCACAACCACCGUGACCUCCACGAAGUCAGCUCAGUGUCCAGCGGGCGAUCCUGAAGUGUAAUCCUGCCAGCCUCAUUGAUGAAGCAGCAGGCACUGACUCCUCUGAUAAAGUGGUGACCCUGCCUACCUGACACCCUGCUUCUCCUGCCCUCCCCCCAACUCUGCCCCCCCACUCACUGUCCUGAUUGGGUCUCUGUACUGCCGGCGGUGGAUUGGAGCACUCUGAUUGAAGGCCUUGCGAGGUGGUUUUUCGGUCUGGCGCCGCCUCCCCCCGGGGCCGGCGUGCGCUCCCAGCAGCCCGUGGUGCCCUGCGCCCCUCCCUCCCCGUCACUGCACAACAGAGCCCAUGCCCAAGGAGGAGGCGCGGUGCGUCCGCCAGGAGCCAUGUGCCUCCCUCACACUAACAACAUGGACAACAAGUUACAGGGGGCGGGGCAGGGGGGAGGGGCUGCACUUCGACCACGGGCAGGAGGCGUUCCACUGGAGCCCUUCGUACACCAGGUGGGGGGUCACACCAGUAUGAUGCGUUAUGAUGACCACACGGUGUGUAAGCCUCUGAUCAGCAGAGAGCAGCGCUUCUACGAGUCUCUGCCUCCAGAGAUGAAGGAGUUCACUCCAGAGUAUAAAGGUGUAGUGCUGGUUUGUUUUGAAGGCGACUCUGAUGGCUACAUCAACCUGGUGGCCUACCCCUAUGUGGAGAGCAACAUGGAGGGAGGGACGGCAGAGCACGAGGAGCGAGACCCUCCAGAGAGGGAGCAGCCAAGGAGGAAACACUCCCGGCGCAGCCUCCAUCGAUCCUCCUCCUCUUCUGAACACAAGGAUGAGCGGGCCGACAGGAGGGAGACGCACGACUCCGACACUUCGGAUAAUCUUGGAGAGCUGAAGAGUCCCAGGCUCGACCCAAAGAUCCACUCGGACGUUCCGUUCCAGAUGUUGGACUGGAACAGUGGGUUGAGUUCAGAGAAGAUCAGCCACAACCCCUGGAGCCUCCGCUGCCACAAACAGCAGCUCAGCCGCAUGAGGUCUGAAUCCAAGGACCGCAAACUCUUCAAACCAGAGUUUCUGUUGUUGGAGAACGUUGUUCACAAAUUCUUUUACCCCUGCAUCCUGGACCUGAAGAUGGGCACCAGGCAGCAUGGAGACGACGCCUCCGAGGAGAAGGCGGCCAGGCAGAUGAGGAAAUGUGAACAGAGCACUUCAGCGACGCUGGGAGUCAGAGUGUGUGGCAUGCAGGUGUACCAGCUGAACACCAGUCACUACCUCUGCAGGAACAAGUACUACGGCCGCGGCCUGUCGAUCGAAGGCUUCCGCCAGGCCCUCUACCAGUACUUGCACAAUGGAAAGGGUCUGAGGCAGGACCUCUUUGAGCCAAUCCUGAAUAAGCUUCGCAGCCUGAAGGCGGUGCUGGAGAGGCAGGCGUCCUAUCGCUUCUACUCGUCUUCGCUGCUCAUCAUCUAUGAGGGAAAGGAACCUGAGGUCCUCAGCUCCGGGCAGCAUGCGUCCUCACACCUGAAGACUCCUGCGGCCCCUCCAGAGCCGCACUGUGGCCCCGGCCUCCACGCACCUCCCGCCCCAGACACUCCCUGUGAAACGGACAUGAGCCAGAACCCAGACCCGGGGUUACUGUCCUCUCAGGGACCUGGACUGAUGACUACUCCCUCCCCCUCCCCGCGUCCUCCCCCACAGGUCCCGCCCUCCAACUCAGACUGCCACUCCUUCCUCCCCCCUCACCCCUUGCUUCACCCGCAUCCAGACUCCUCCCCUGCUCCCAGCUUAAAUUCCUUCUCCCCUCCUCCUGCUCCCCAGCAGCCCCCCCUGGUGGAUGUACGUAUGAUCGACUUCGCCCACUCCACCUUCAAGGGUUUCCGUGGCGACACAGCAGUGCACGACGGGCCGGACCGAGGCUACGUGUUUGGACUGGAGAGCCUGGUCCAGAUCCUGGAGAGCCUGCGGGACGACAACCUGCCGUAGCUCCGAACACUCACACCCACACACACACACACACACACACAAACACACACAUCUUGUUGUGAGUUAGUUCAGGUCGUACAGUCAGUGCAGGUCGUGCCGCGGUGUUCUCAAGAACUGAGACGGUUUGGCUGUAAAUAUGAAACAAGGUUCUUCAGGACGUCACCAUGGCAACAUGGGCAUUCUACAGUCAAGUAGUUACUAUAGCAACCGCCAGGAGGUGGGACAGUGGAGCCAAAAUGGCUGCAACUUCAAGCUGAUAUGGAGAACCUCUGAGGCUCUACACAACACGCACACAACUCACACACACACACACACACACAUUUGUACUUCUAUACUUGUGAGGACCUGCAUUGAUUUAAUGCAUUCCCAGCCCCUCACCCCAACCUGAGCCGUCACCACUAACCAUCACAGUCCAACUGUAAAGUCCUCCUCCGCUCGAAAAUAUGUUUAGCUUAGUGUAACUUCAGCUGGAUGUUUGACUCUUACUGAGCUGAAUGAUGUAUGUGUUUUCACAUUUGUCUGCUGAAGGAGGAAAGUUUCUCUGAGUUCUGUUUAAAUCGCAUUUGAAGACAUGUUCAUAUGAGAAUGAGAACAGCCCUCUGGUGUCAAACUCACAUUCAUCAUUCUACACAGUGAAAUUCAAACACAGGCUAAAAGUAACAAUAAGCAGAACACGCUUAUUAGUGGAGCGGGACUUUAACCAAAACACCAAGUCAGACUUUGAAGGAUGUGAGGACUAGCCAAAAACGUUGUCACUCCCAAGGUCCGACAGGUCCACUGAAAUUGGUCCUCACCAAGAUAGACGAACAACAACAACACACACACACAAUCAAACACUCAUACACACAUCCUGGGAACAGUUGUCUGUGGAGCUGUUUGACAGCACAGCGGGACAGAGCAUCCUCUCUGAACAACCAAUCAGCUGAAUCCCAGGGGCCGCCCACUGAAGUUGGCCAACACACACUUCACCUCCCCUCCCUCCUCACUCCCCGACUCCCCCCUCCUGACCUCUACUCCUCGUCACUCCUCUUUCUCUACAGAAACCAAACCUGGACAGGUGAACAGACUCUUUCUCGCGUUACCUUGAAAACGCACUCAGAAACACAUCCAAGCAACUGUUAAAGCAAUAGAUGGCGAUGAUAGACGGCAACUUUUUUCUUCAGCAGUGCAGAGGGCGGCAUCGCCUACAGGGAGAACGGAGAUUAAGUGCAACAUAGAAGUAGGCUUUAAGGAGAGAAUAUAGAUAAUUUCUAAAAAAAAAAAAAAAAAAAAGCUGUGUGUCCGUUUUUGGGGCUUAAUUCAAAAAACAUUAGUAGUCUGUGUCCUGUAAAAUCAUCCUCUGGGUUAUUGUGUAAUAUCGAAAGCAUAAGUGUCACUUUCCCAAAUCUGGUCUGCUGAUAUUUUUCUUUUUAUCAACAAAUCCCAUCGAAAAAAGACUCAAACCAACAAUUAAUUGAUUCUACUAACAAGCAUUGUGUGUGCAUCAAAAGUCGAAUAUACUUUCCUGUGUCACAGAGCUCCAUUGCUCUACACGACAGUGAGUCUCACUGUACCCUGACAUGUUCCUUCAUCACCCUGAACACACACACUGUGGUUUAUUUUGUCCCAAUCCCACACACACCAUCCUGCUGCCCCAAAUAUUCAUCAGAGCACCAAAUGUGGAUUAAUUUGCUCCCAACAAAUGCACUAUUUCGUCCUGUUUCAGUAACGUCUGUUAAAAAAGUGACCAGAUGUUUUAGGAAAUUACUGAGCCUUUUAAAUGUGACGUUGAAAGUUAUUUUUAUGCAUCAAUUAUCUUCUGAGGCUGUUUUGGAGCUUUAGAAGAUAACAGUUGAUGUUCUAAUUUAAUUUUUCUUUUAAAGCUUUGAAGACUUUUUGAACAUGUUGUCUUUUAAUGAUCAAAAGCUCCAAAACAGCUUCUAAUGACUGUUUCCUGUUGCUGAGUGAACUUUCACUCUACUUUUAAACAAUUACAGACGAGAAAUAAUGGAUCGUGCAAUAUGAUCAGAAACAGCUACUUAAUGGUCACGUGUGGUGGGAUUGUUUUAUCAGCUUUAUAUCUGUGAGCCAAAAAGAUUUAAAGAUUUACACCUUUAAUGGGAGCAGAUGAGGCUGAGAGCCACAGACAGGAAGUCAAAGUGUUGCGGACAAACACGUUGUUGGUUUGGGUCUUUUU
Molecule: messenger RNA, 4277 nt
Organism: Epinephelus moara (kelp grouper)
Lineage: Eukaryota; Metazoa; Chordata; Actinopteri; Perciformes; Serranidae
Gene: ip6k1
Product: inositol hexakisphosphate kinase 1
Exons: 10
Coding region: 515-2101 (528 amino acids)
Biological process (GO): inositol phosphate biosynthetic process; phosphatidylinositol phosphate biosynthetic process
Cellular component (GO): nucleus; cytoplasm
Molecular function (GO): inositol hexakisphosphate kinase activity
Source: RefSeq, a predicted model, not a curated record